Messenger RNA from Rotaria sp. Silwood2, 252 nucleotides. The record is from the annotation of a GenBank genome assembly. Lineage: Eukaryota; Metazoa; Rotifera; Eurotatoria; Philodinida; Philodinidae.
AUGGCAGAAAAUCGUCUUUUUUUCUUCAUAAAUAUAUCUAUUAUUUUUCUUGUUAUAUUAUCAUCAUGUUCUACAUAUGGACUGUUUAGAAAUACAGCAGAUGCAGUACGUCCAAUAAAAUAUCAUGUAUUAAUUGAUCCUAGUCGAUAUGGAGAUCGAACGAAAGAAUAUCAUGAUACAUUGGCAAAAUUACGACUUUGGCGUCGAUAUAUUGAUGAAUUUGAUGAAGAUAACAAUACACAACAAGGUUAA